CUUUCUCUUCUUCUUCUUCUACUCCUGUGAUUCCUGACGUUCGGACACUUUCCCUCGAAAGAAUGUUUACUCGCCGAAAUGGCCUUCGUCCGGGCUAACAAAUUCUAAUUUGUUUCCUAUCAGACACCAUUUUUGAUAGAAGCUAGAAAAUAAAAGCAUAACGUUAACCUUCUAUCGUAUAGAUCGUGACGUUCUGUCAUAUGGAAACGAUAUAGGAAACGACAAAACGCCGUCGUUUUUCAGUUUUGAAUCAAUGGCCACGAAACCGAUGAUACGAUUUGUCAACCUCUCGGAGGAAUGCAGCCAAGUUUGCUCAGAUUUGUCACGAUGAUCGCACUACUAGUUAACGUGACUUGCAUCCGGGACGAUCUUAAAAAUAGCAGAAACGUUCGAUCGAGGGAAGCCAAUCUGAUCGUUCGAAAUUCGAGAAGAGAGAACUCGCAAGGGAACACGGAUUUGAAAAUGGAAAGAGCUAAGAUCAGAGAGACUCGAGAUCAAAAUCAACACGAAGAAGAUUAUGCGGAUAAACUUAUGAACCCCAAUGAGAUAGUCUUCGACUCGCAACCGAGUCACAUGAGCAGAUUGGCGCAGAAAUUUGCUAACGACGCUCUUAAGUCUUUCAAGAUGCGAGAAACCAUAAAUAAACUCGUGAAUAUCAACUCUUCUCGGAACAAUACGGAUACUUAUUCGCUACUUUCCGUAGAAGAAAACUUCGCACGGAAAUCUAAUCUAAAACCGAAUCAUUCGAAGCAUAAAGGCAAAAAGAAAAAAAAACGGAGGAGGCACAGACGUCGACGUAAACGACUGAAACAUCGAGAGCCUCGAUGGUCCAAGAAGGCAUCCGCUAAGAUUACGACUCCAAAAGAAAAAAGACUCUGGUAA
Molecule: messenger RNA, 882 nt
Organism: Vespula pensylvanica (western yellowjacket)
Lineage: Eukaryota; Metazoa; Arthropoda; Insecta; Hymenoptera; Vespidae
Exons: 3
Coding region: 298-882 (194 amino acids)
Source: RefSeq, a predicted model, not a curated record